Messenger RNA from Pseudomyrmex gracilis, 1349 nucleotides. RefSeq names its product enhancer of split m7 protein-like. NCBI's taxonomy places the organism in Eukaryota, Metazoa, Arthropoda, Insecta, Hymenoptera, Formicidae. The record is from RefSeq and is a predicted model, not a curated record. Bases 271 to 897 code for a protein of 208 amino acids. Gene Ontology annotation, biological process: regulation of transcription by RNA polymerase II; anterior/posterior pattern specification; regulation of neurogenesis. The transcript has a single exon. Gene Ontology annotation, molecular function: protein dimerization activity; RNA polymerase II cis-regulatory region sequence-specific DNA binding; DNA-binding transcription factor activity, RNA polymerase II-specific. Gene Ontology annotation, cellular component: nucleus.
GUCACGAGUACGUACGGAUUCAGACAUACGCAUUCUCGGCACUCCGAGACUACACAGCUCUUACUCCAGUAAUACAGAGUAAUACUAGUAUAAUCCAAGGGCGAAAUUUGUUUUCGAUCGCGCAUUCACUUCUCCCGACUCUUCCGAACAAUCCUUGAGGAUUGUCCUCGGAGCUUGAGACGCGCAACGCCGAAGAAAGCAGCUGUUCUGGACUUACUGAAGUUGUUUUUUGUGACCAGUGAUAACACGACGAUACAAAGUGUGAACAUCAUGUCGCCGCACACGAGCUACACGCCGGUCAGCGGCAUGGAGUACGAGGAGCCGGUUUCGCGCACCUAUCAAUACCGCAAGGUGAUGAAGCCGAUGCUGGAACGCAAGCGACGCGCGCGCAUCAAUCGCUGUCUGGACGAGCUCAAGGACUUGAUGGUGACCGCGUUGCAGGCCGAGGGUGAGAACGUGGCGAAGCUUGAGAAGGCGGACAUUCUGGAGCUGACGGUGCGUCAUCUGCACACACUUCGCGCCGCCAGACGACUAACUCUCACCCCGGAGAACAGCUACGCCGAUCGAUUCCGCGACGGCUUCACUCAGUGCGCUCAGGAAGUGUCGACCUUCCUUUCGACGCCGGUCGCAGCGGCGGUGCAUCCAGCCGCGGGCGCUCAACUCAUGCGACACCUCGGCGGCUGCCUGCGACGAUUGGAGGGCCCGGCUGGCGCCAAACACACGGUCGCAACAGCAACAGCGGCAGCAGCAGCAGCAGCGACGACGAAGACAACGAUGUCCGGCCAAACGAGCGUACCUCAGAACGUGUACACUCCGCCGCAGAGUCCCGUCAGUGUCGCGAGUUCCUCUGGUGAAUCCUCCGAGACGUCCACCAACGCAGUCUGGAGGCCCUGGUGAUGAUAAGGAUGACGUUUGAAUUAUUUUGACACUCCUUUGGAGCGGACGAGAUCGGGAUGGACGACGAUUCCUCGACGAAGAGGCUCACGUCCUGACGCUGCGACGAAGGAGAACGACGAAUCACUGUCUUCCAAAUGAUAACUCUUUUCUUACGAAGCCUCGUUGUAGAAAAAAAAACAUUUAAAGACGUUUUGAGAACUUUUAUGUUUAGCUUCACAGCGGGGCGUCAAUUUUAUCGUAUUGUACAUAGGUGAUAAAGCUUUAAGUGAUAUCUGUGAUAGGGUUCCAUUUUUGUACCUGAGAUGACUAUUUUCUCGCAAAGUUAAAGCAACUAUUACAUAGAUAACUAUUAACUUGUUAUGUUUAAGAAUCUCUUUUGAAAACAAUGAUCGGCACUUCUCUGUGUCUUGAGAUUGGCCGAGUCGCAUCAUCAAUAAACGUCUUGUUUCAAU